UUCCUGCUCUUUCCCUUCUUCUUGCGGGCGAGGAAGGUGGCGCCGUAAAUAACCGAAUAACUGCGCGCUCCCCGCCUACCCCGCCAAGAGAAGUGGCGGGAAAGGAGGUCCUGCAAUGGCGGCGCUCGUGGUUGAGGACGUGUUGGCUGAGCUUAGGCUCUUCGGGCUGGACUUGAAGGAGGGUGAAGACGGGGCUGCCCUUACCGACAAAUUGGUAGAACUUUGCACGUUGUACAGGUUGAAAGAAAACGAGAUUGCAAAUGAAAUAAUUGCUUUUGCUGUAACGAAGCAAUUCAUUAAGCUUACGGCAGAGUCCCUGCACAUCUUUGAACAUGAAGUGCUGCACAAGCGAUCUACAAAACCUCAGAAGAGGAAGGAGAGCCAUUACCCUAGAAUCAGAGAUGUCAACACCAUUCAAGAACUUCUCGAUGUAGAGGAGGAGGAAGAAAACCUUCUAGAUACCUACACAUCGCCAUCAAAACAGGGAUCUCAGAAGCGGGUGAUAACCACACCGGAAAACCCGCGUUCCAAGCGGACUCUCUCCAACUGCAGUCCCCGCCUGGCCUUCUCCCCCAGCAGCUUCUCUCCCAGUGCUACCCCUUCACAGAAGUAUGGUUCUCGAAGCAACCGCGGAGAGAUUGUCACCUCCUUUGCCUCUGUGCAGGGAACCUCCUGGAGGGGAAAUGGCGGCUUGGCCACCUCUGUAAACCUCUUCCAUUCCCCCCAAGAUUCCCUCACCAAGCCCUACAAAUUCAUGUUCCAGGAACUUGUGGAUAACCGUGAAGUGCUUUCCUGCAAGAUGGAAGACCUUGGUGCGGCACUAAAGGAGCACUACAAAAUAGAAGAAUUUUCUUCUUUGACCAUCCCUGUGCAGGAGCCAAUCACUGUCCUGGGACAAAUCGGCUGCGAUUCCAACGGGAAGUUGAAUGCCAAGUCCGUCAUCUUGGAAGGGGAUCAGGAGCACUCCUCGGGAGGCCUGGUACCUGUGGAUGUAUCGGAACUCCAGGAGUACUCGCUCUUCCCAGGACAGGUUGUGGUUAUGGAAGGCAUGAACAGUACUGGGGAGAGGCUGGUUGCGUCCAAGCUGUAUGAGGGCGUACCGCUUCCUUUUUAUCAGCCUGUGGAUCAAGCAGAAGGUCCAGAGCUGCAGAUGGUCCUCGUUGCCUGUGGUCCUUAUACCACCUCGGACAGCAUCACCUACGACCCCAUGUUGGACCUGAUCGACGUUAUUAAUAGAGACAAGCCAGAUGUUUGCAUUCUGCUUGGGCCUUUCCUUGAUGCAAAACACAAGCAAGUUGAGGACUCUCAGCUCACUGCCUCGUUUGAAGACAUCUUCAAGAGGUGCAUGAAGAUGAUAGUCGAAGGGACAAGGAGUGCUGGAUCACACCUUGUCAUCGUUCCUUCGCUGAGAGAUGUCCACCAUCACUGCAUCUAUCCCCAGCCGCCUUUGACUUGCGAGCUCUCGAAAGAAGACAAACAGAGGGUUCUCUUCGUUUCUGAUCCCUGCACCUUGGAGAUCAAUGGUGUGGUUUUUGGCUUGACGUCUGUGGACCUGGUCUUUCACAUGGGCUCAGAAGAAAUUAGCAGUUCUUCCAGUGUCUUGGACCGGUUUUCCAGAACUCUGAAGCACAUCCUGACUCAGAGGAGUUACUAUCCACUCUACCCUCCCGCGGAAGAGAUGAACAUUGAUUACGAACGUUUCCACCAAUACGCAGCCCUGCCUGUCACGCCGGACGUGCUGAUCACUCCGUCGGAACUGAGAUACUUUAUCAAGGACGUCCUUGGGUGUGUCUGUGUGAACCCAGGCCGGCUAACAAAAGGCCAGGUAGGGGGCACCUACGGGCGUUUGUGCAUCCAGCAGAAGGUCUCCAAGGACCAAGAGGAGCGGAAGAGCCCUUGCAUCGCUGCUCAGGUCGUGAGAAUCUAACUUGCACCCGUGUACUCAACCCACUAGCAGAGAGGACUGCAGAGGUUUUGCUGGAGUGGGACCAAAACACAGUUUAGCGACGAGACUGAAGAGACGGAGCGGGUUUCUCCUCCAAUGUCUAGGGGUCUCUCUGGGCUGCAGCUGUUUGGGAAUCUGCCUUUUACCUUCGCUGCCAACACAGCUGGAGAGAAUCUCUUCUGUUGCAAUUUUCCCAAGUUUGGGCGGGGAAGAAUGGAUUUGCCUACGCUAAUGUCCUUUUGACAAAACACUUUCUACUUUGAGAAGACAGAUAAAAAGUUAGCUAUAUUCACUGGUGUGUAGCAUUUUUUUUGGGUGGUGGGGGAGCAACAUGUCUCCCUCUGUGCUUCAAAGUUGAUAUCCUUUUAGGUGCCUUCACGCCCUCCCCCAACCCGCGCAAACGCUCCUCUCCUGCAAAGUUGGUGGGGAAACUGACCUCUAGUUUGGAAAAUGGAAAGUUCAGGUCUUGCGUGCGGCCAGGGUGCAGACAUUUAAAACAAAAAAAACCACAACUCUCCUGCAGUUUGUCUUAUUAUCUAGCCUUAUCUAUAUUCAGUGGUUGCUGUUUACCGUUGGGACCAGUGAGGUGGAAAGUAGGGAGGCCAGGGACAGGUUGAACCAUCUAGGCCUGGUUUUGUCCCCAUUCUUCUUUGCUGAGUUGUACAAAGUGCACCAGCCUGAGAGGUGGGGCAAAGAGACUGAGUUAUGACACUCUUUAAGUCCCUGGUUCCUCUCAGGUUGCCUUAGGCUUAGCUUUGGCCCUCCCUGCAAUGUGUGAGGGAUCAUAAGUGAUCUACUUCAGAGGUUUAUUUUGAAAGGGUUCCCGAGUGCGGGUGCCCUCUCUUAUAACACAAGGACCCAGCUGAAUGUUAGAAGAUUUUGGACAGACAAGAAAAUGCAUCUUCACACUGUGUUGAGUUGGAUUGUGGAAGUUGCUCCUUCUCGAUGAAGUGAUGGCCAUCAGCUUGUGAUAGCUUUGAAAGGAGUUCUGGAGGAUAAGCGUAUGAAGUGGCUACUAGCCACUAUUUUGGAGGCAGUAUACCUCUGGAUACCAACAGGGGUCUUCUUACAUUUCCAUGACAAUAUUUUUAAUAAUGUAGCUCCAUUUUUCAUCAAACAGUAUUUAUAAAUGGAUGGUUUGGUGUUCCUGACCCAGGUGGGCCCUGAUUGACGGGUGGCUGUGGCACCUAGGAGAUAGCUCAGUCGGUAGAGCAUGAGAUUCUGAAUCUCAGGGUUUUGGGUUCAAGUCCCACAUCGGGCAAAAGAUUCCUACAUUGCAGGGGAUUGGACUAGAUGACCCUGGUGGUCCCGUCCAACUCUAUAAUUCUGUGCUUCUGUGUCCAUUAAGGAGAUCAAAGAAUCAAAGGAUUGCAGUGUUGGAAGGGACCCUGAGAAUCAUCUAGUCUAACCCCCAGCAAUGCAGGAAUAUGCAGCUGUCCUAUAAGGGGAUCGAAGCUGCGACCUUGGUGUUCUCACCACUACCCUCUAACCCAGGCUUCCUCAACCUCGGCCCUCCGGAUGUUUUUGGCUUACAACUCCCAUGAUCCCUAGCUAGCAGGACCAGUGGUCAGGGAUGCUGGGAAUUGUAGCCUCCAAACAUCUGGAGGGCCGAGGUUGAGGAAGCCUGCUCUAACCAACUGAACUAUGGUGUUUUCGUUUUUUUCAAUAAGGCAGUCCAACAAAGAGCUUAAGAAAGAUAAAAGCUAAGUAUUCCUCCUGCUUUGCACUGAACCUGUGAUGUGUUUUGUUAAACCUAUUAACACACACAUUCUUGGUAAAGGGGGGUGGGAGGAACACUGCCUUCCAUGCUAAUGACCCAGUACCACCCGCCUAUAAAACCACACUGCUCCAUAAAAGCAAAGUGCAGAGCAGCUAAUAAAAGAAAUGUGAUAAUACUUAGGUCUAGAGCUUAGAGCACUCGGUGUUGGCAACCCAACCUCCUCCCCCCGCCCCCAGCCAUAGAUCAGUGCUUCUUCUGGAAGUAAACUUUGCCUUUUGGCUCUUGCUAUGUGUGUUGGUUGGUUCUAUGUAGUGCACUAAUAAUAAUAAUAAUAAUAAUAAUAAUAAUAAUAAUAAUAAUAAUAAUAAUAAUAUAUUAUUUAUACCCCGCCCAUCUGGCCGGGUCUCCCCAGCCACUCUGGGCGGCUUCCAACAGAAAGAUAAAACACAAUAAUCUAUUAAACAUUAAAAGCCUCCCUGAACAGGGCUGCCUUCAGAUGUCUUCUAAAAGUCUGGUAGUUGUUUUCCUUUUUGACAUCUGUUGGGAGGGCGUUCCACAGCGCAGGCGCCACCACCGAGAAGGCCCUAUGCCUAGUUCCCUGCAACUUGGCUUCUCACAACGAGGGAACUGCCAGAAGGCCCUCGGUGCUGGACCUCAGUGUCCGGGCAGAAUGAUGGAGGUGGAGACGCUCCUUCAGGUAUACUGGACCGGGGCCAUUUAGGGCUUUAAAGGUCAGCACCAACACUUUGAAUUGUGCUUGGAAAUGUACAGGGAGCCAAUGUAGAUCUUUCAAGACCGGUGUUAUGUGGUCUCGGCGGCCGCUCCCAGUCACCAGUCUAGCUGCUGCAUUCUGGAUUAGUUGCAUUAUUGGGCAGCGAGUGGGUUGUGGGGGGUGGAGGGACCUUUCCCCAUGCCACAGCCCCCUUGGUGAACCUGCUUUAUACCCUCCUGGCUGAAAUAUGCCCUUAACCUUUGAGGCUGCCUCUUUGCUUGCCUGGAUGCAGGAUAGAUAGGGGGAAUGUACAGAAUCUAGCUCACUAUACAAAGAUGAAAUUUACAUUAUUUGCCUCUGGCCCACCCACCCCUGGCAUGUGGCACCCGGAAGGUUGCCUAGUUGGGUGUGCAGCCCUCAGGCUGAAAAGGGUUCCCCACCCCAGUUCUGGAGGGUCGCAGGUCGCCCAUUCCUGGUCUUGACGGUAUUUUAAGGGCUUCUCGUCGAGACAACCCUAUAAUUAUUCUCCUCCUCUUGCCCAUCCUAUGUCUUUGUGUGAGCGACUGAACCUGCCGAAGGGCGUGGAGUGUGUUUGUAGUUGAAUGUCUCUUCUAAUUCACUUGCUAGGUUAGCUGGUUAGGCCACUGCAGCAACUAGAAAUAGCACCCACAACAACUUUCAUGAAGGCUGUAAAGUUGGUUUUGUUUCAUUUUCGGGGAAAGGGUCAAGCCAGUACUUCCUGGGGUAAGGAGGGAAAUGAGUCUGAGAAGGCCUUUGAAGGAAGAGAUCGGAAGGCGAUAAUUCAAGGUGUUUCUUUCUUUCUUUUUUUAAUAAAUUUUUAUUGUUUUAAAAGAUACAAGAUAGCAAUACACAGAUACAAUCAUACAGAAGACACACACAAAAAACAUACAAUUACGGAAAGAAAAAGAAAGAAAAAUCCCCUUACAGUAUAUUAUCUAUCUCUUACUAACUUAUGAUCUAAAUUCUAACUUACAGAUGACUUCCAAUUAGACUUGCUGUAAUUUAUCUUUACAUUGUUUCUUUAUGCACAGUUUGUUAUAUACACAUCAUUUUCUUUUCCCUUUUUUCCUCUACAGUUAAUCUUUAUGGUGUAGAUUUCUUACAUAUUGGGUUCAGUCUAAUUCUGCCAGUGGAGUUUCUUUUACUUUAUUCUUUCUUAUAUACUCUUUAAACACUUCCCAUUCCUUAUUGACUUCUUGUUUCAUUUGGCCUCGUAUUCUACCUGUCAUUUUCGCUAAUUGCAUGUAUUCCACCAUUAGGAUCUGCCAUUCUGCUAUAUUGGGUGCUAUUUUGUUUUUCCAAUUUCUUGCUAUUAUUAUUCUUCCUGCCACUAAACCGUACAUGAGCAAUACUCUUUGGGGUUUUCUUAUUUCGUUUGGCAAUAGACUCAAUAGAAAUACCUCUGGCUUUUUUUUAAAGUUGCACUUUAGUAGUUUUUUCAACUCUUCGUAUACAUCAUUCCAAAAAAACGCUAACCUCUUUACACGACCACCACAUGUGCAAAUAUGAACCGUUUUCUUUCUCGCACCUCCAGCAUGUAGGUGAUCUAUUUUUAUACAUUUUGGCCAUUUUCUCAGGUGUUACAUGCCACCUGUACAUCAUUUUGAAUAUAUUCUCUUUCAAGUUGUAACAGGCCGUAAAUUUUAUAUCAGUUUGCCAGAGUCUUUCCCAUUGUUCCAUUAAGAUAUUGUGUUCAAGGUGUUUCUAUAUGGAUAUGUUGCAUGUUGCACUCCCCAUUUGAAUCCUCCAAACACCCCUGUGCUGACCCGGCACAGCCAU
This is a messenger RNA of Zootoca vivipara (common lizard), 6177 nucleotides long. It is a transcript of the gene POLA2, whose product is annotated as DNA polymerase alpha 2, accessory subunit. NCBI's taxonomy places the organism in Eukaryota, Metazoa, Chordata, Lepidosauria, Squamata, Lacertidae. Gene Ontology annotation, molecular function: DNA binding. Gene Ontology annotation, cellular component: alpha DNA polymerase:primase complex. Gene Ontology annotation, biological process: DNA replication; DNA replication initiation. The record is from RefSeq and is a predicted model, not a curated record.